This is a messenger RNA of Fopius arisanus, 2598 nucleotides long. RefSeq lists its product as uncharacterized. Lineage: Eukaryota; Metazoa; Arthropoda; Insecta; Hymenoptera; Braconidae. The record is from RefSeq and is a predicted model, not a curated record. Gene Ontology annotation, molecular function: metallopeptidase activity; protein binding. The coding region runs from base 252 to 1922 and encodes 556 amino acids. The transcript has 3 exons.
GAUGUCGGUCGUCAUUCUGCCAAUCGGACCAACAGCUCAAUCACCUCGUGAUUAAACCCCUUCACCAGAGGGCCGUCCUGAAAGAUCGUCGCGGUUUUUGAUAGACCUUCCAAGAGGAUUGACUGAAGUAGAGGCUCAGUUCUGGGGGUUUGAGUGACCCAGCGGCAGCGUAGUACUGGACCCCAAGAGAGGGAGGGCGCCAUACGCAAUGGGGGUGUCGACCAGUCAACUGGGGUACGAAAGUGGAUACGAUGGAUGCAGCGAGUGAGACGACGGAGGAAGAGCAGGAGAAGCCCCAGGUGAAUCCUUCGAUCGUCGUGAGAGUCCCAGUGAAGCACACAAAUCUAGGAAUCAGAAGUCCUGCGAUGGAUAUGAGCACCAUGGUGGAGCUGACGUCAUUCAGCACCCUGGGAAAAAUCCAGCCCUUCCUGGUGACAAUAUCAACGACAGCCGCUCUUAUUGUCGAUCUCCACUGUCACCUGACCGACAAAGAGGUGUGCGGUUACUUGGGUGGCCACUGGGACAUAAAUUCCCACAAUUUAUCGAUAACAAAUGCCUUCCCCUGUCGAUACGCCGGAAAGGACAAGACUGCUGCCAGCAUGGUAGAGGCUGAGAUUGCCAAGGCCAUGGAGUGGCACAGGGUAACUCUCGUUGGUUGGUAUCACUCCCAUCCACGAUCACACGCUGCCCCAUCCCUCAGAGAUGUUGAUUACCAGCUGGAUUACCAGAUAAAGAUGAAGGGACCCAGUGACAAUGGGUACACACCCUGUGUUGGAUUAAUAUGCUCUCCAUACAACGCGGAAGGAAAUUGUUACGAGUCCAAUUUCAAUGUUUUUUGGUCGAUGCCACCACCAGAGAACCGUCCCCACGAGUACCCACGUCCAAUGCUGCUCUCUUACACAAUAACCCAGGAGCCAUUCCUCCCCCAGGACGCCCUGGACGAGAUAAAAAAGUGCAUAGAGUACUACAAAUCCGAGGGUGGGAUUGACUUCAAGUCCAAGUUCACAGCCACCACGACGUAUUUGGAUCGACUGCGGAGUUCACUGGCCUCGAAGCUCCCAAGGAAUCGAGGGACAAGCAGUGGUUACUGGGAGGUCAUCAAGGAGAUGAUCUGCCCUGGAUCGAAAGAAGAUACUGAUUACUCUGUGCCCUAUCCCCCUCUACCCCUGGCUGAACCCCUAGCUCAAACACCAGGAAGUCAGCCUCCAAAUAAUGUAUUCCUGGCACCGGUGAAUUUUAAACCUGAUACCACAAUCACGAGCUCGGUAACGAAAUUUGCUCUUCAUCCCUCUACCUCGAGCAGAGAGGGAAGAAUUGAGAAGGAGAAUGAUGACCUGAAGGAGAGGUUCAAGGAGAGGGACAUGGGCACCUUCAGGUCUGGUGAGUUGACGGUAUCUGUGAAGAGCUCCAAAAUGGAGUUUGAGCCACCGCCAGUGGAUUUUUCAAAACUAGCUCCACUCUCCCUGGAAACACUCAACAAAAUGCGAGCAAAUUUACCACCGGAUUUUCCCCUCCCUGAUCUCUCCCAGCAGAUAAUCCCGGAUCUCAGUAAAAUCGCAAGUUUCACACCAGCUGACCUCGCUAAAUUGUCCGGCUUCUCGUUGAGCGAAUUGACAAAGAGCCCAUCCUCGGUUUACGCGAGAAACAUAGCAAACCUGUUUGGACCACUUGCAAAGGGGGUACCUCUGACUCCUGGUCAGCUCAAGGAUCUCGCUGGCGAGAGGAAGGAGUUCGGUGGAGAGGGGCUCACUGGUUACGAGGAUAUCAUGGCUGAGAGGAAGAAAGAGGAGAAGAGAACUGACUUCACAACCGCUGAGGAGCUCUCCAUAUCCAGUGUCAGACCUGAUUUUGGAGCUAUGCUUGAUCUGGGGGGCAUCAAGAAGGGAGAGGAAUCACUCAAUCUCUCGAUGGAGCGACAGUGAGGGAUUCGUGGACAUUGGGGUGUAUUUUUUUCAAGUCUAGUGUGAGAUUCAGUCGAUAGUGAAAUUUUAUUGUUGAUGAGAUUAGAAUUAUUGAGUUAAUUUCAAUUUUUUGUAUUGAAUUUUCUCAUGAUGAGACUUCUUCUAUUUCAUCUUAUAAAUAUUCUAAUUUUUCUUGUGAGAAUUGUAUGGAUAUAAUAUGUAUAUAUAUAUGUAUGCGUGAUAACUUGAAAAAAAAAUUCAAGAAAAUGUGUUUUUUAUUGCAUAGCGAUAUGUCGAGAAUGCAUAAGAGGUCGAGACAGGGCGAUUGGGAUAGUGAAGUCUGUAAAUCUUUCGACAGAUCGACCAUAAAUGUCGAGGAGUUCGAUAUUUCAUUGGAGAUGAUUCUUGGGAGCUGAGGGGUGAUAAACGUCGCAGAAUCUGCGGAAGAUCGAAUCAGGGUAAAUGUCACGAUGAAUUCUCUAUCGAUGAUAGAGAAUUGAUUGAGUAACAUUGUCUCACGGUUUGUCAACCGCAUCAACUCCAGCCUCUUAGAAAUCUCUGGCAGUCAUUUUUAAUGAACGAACGGUAAAGACCAGUAGAAUUCGAUGUGUCAGCAGCAAAAUUGUAAAAUUCACAUUUCAAUCAGAUUUUUGAAAUUGUGACGACUUUACUGAUUAAUAAAAGGGAUUUAUUAAAA